This is a messenger RNA of Darwinula stevensoni, 2319 nucleotides long. NCBI's taxonomy places the organism in Eukaryota, Metazoa, Arthropoda, Ostracoda, Podocopida, Darwinulidae. The record is from the annotation of a GenBank genome assembly.
UAUGCAAGUUUCCUUGUGAAGGAAGUGACUGACACAUUCCCACAGCUCUUGGAUCAUGGGCUUCGAGUUCUCCUCCAACUUUUGACUACAUGGAAAAAUUCUUCACCUGGGUUAAAUUUGAAGAGAUCCUCUGAAAGAAGUGGACAGCAGGGCUCUGAUCAUUCCAUGAGCGUUCUCUAUUUUCUGGAGGGAUUUGCUCUUGUCAUGCUUUGUCAUGUUCGGCUCCUUCCUCGCAAGUUGGCAGUUGGCAUUCUCAAAGAAGUCAAGCACCUUGCACUUUCUCUAGGCAUGCUAUCAUCCGAAGAAUGGGCGAUUGAUGUCCUUGAUAAAAAAGCUCAGUCAGUCUUGGAGAAAUGUACCUUCUUACUACCUGCAUCAGAAAAGGCUGCCAUCUCUUCCACUGGUUCUACCUUGGAUAUGCAGUGGUUGGUGGAUCGCACUCAUAUUAUUUGGACUGGAGGGUCAUGGGAAAGCUGUCAGGAUGGAGGUGGGAAGAUUUGGACACUCCCCAUCAGUGUGGCUUAUGAUGCUUGGUCAAAUGUCCUGAUUUUAUUCCUGGAAAGAGAUAAUCUUCCAUUGCAAUGCCCCUCUGCCAUGGCUCAUGCAUGGCCCAUUGUUCACUCUCGACUCAUGUCCCUCUUCCCUGUUAUUGACCCCAACCCAGUGACUGACAACAGAGCAUCCUUGCUUCGAAGUACAUCCACCAUAAAAAAGCCCAUCAAUGAAAAAGAUGCACAACUCCUUUUGUGGAAGAAUUAUGCCAUCUUUUCAUGCCGGGUUGUGCUGCCAAAUACGAGCUCCACAUUUAGAUGUGCCUCACCUGAUUUAGGUCUCAGUUCAUCUCCUGAGACUGGAGGUGGGGAGAAGGAUUCAUCUCUAGUGAUUUUGAAACAGACCUGCAGCACUGGAUCAUCGUCUUCAUCUGCCUUAUCCUCAUCUCAUCCACCCAGUGCUUUAUAUAAGCUAUUGCUCCCACUUCUUCGAUGUGAAUCUCCACCAGUGCGUGAUGUUGCUGUCCUAGCACUAGGCACCAUUAACCCUUUUACUAUCAAGGACAUGAUGGAUGAAAUGAUAUCAUACUUGAGAGAAGCCCUGGAUCGGAAGCAGGAGAACAUGCGACGGAAAAAGAGACGAGAUGCCCUUAGACUUCAUCCAUGUGUGUUGGACAAGGAUAACCAUUGCUUGCACCCUGUGUUUGUUGAGUACAUUGAUGGAGCCAGGCUCUACCUUGAAUCUGAACCAGAGAAGGAGAAUCCUGUGCGAGAAAUCAAACUUUACUUUUGCAGCUUCAUUUACAAACUCAUUCAGAGCUUUUCUUUGGAUCUCCGACGAACUCUCUUGGGGCGGGAUGUUCGACGGAAUCUCUUUCAUCUUUUCUCCUCAUGGAGUGGAAAAUUGAGUCUAAAAUCUCACAGUAAGGACCAACAGGAGUACCAACUGCAUGAUUUUGAAUGGGGGGCUUUGCAAGCCAUGUGUGCAGUUCUUGCCUGUGGUCCAUGCUUUGACCCAAGAGAUCUUCUUGAAGAUGGCUCUCUUUAUCCUUGGUUGGAUCGCCUCUUGGAGUUUCCAGACAAGAAGGUACAGCAAUUGGGGAGAGAAACACUGGAACUCCUACUGGAGUUCAAUGGGGACACUGGGGCAUUGCUGGACUCUGUUGUGGAGAGAUGUUACACGGGUUCAGUGCUGGUUGCAGAUGCUUGCUUCUGUGCAAUCGCCUCCAUCUUCUCAAACAGGGAAUACCCAUGCGAUCAUUACACUGCGAUCAUCACUCUGACGCUGUUGAACACGGGGAAUCCACGAGUUGAGAUAUCUGAAUGCGCCUUCCAUCUACUCCUUCUCCUCGAUAAGAGAUUCUUCGGUGCUCCCAAUCCCUUCCCCUUUGACGACCAGCCUCAACAAACCAAUCCCCCAGACCCGCAAGGUGUAGCCACUGAGAAUAAUCUCCUGGGAAAAGAGGAUGCUACUGACGAUCCUAGAGUCGCAUUGGAGGAGUAUUGCUUUAUUUCACGCAGCGACGUCGGGACAUACGCUCCUGAACUGGAAAUCGACGUGGCUCUGGCAGAUGUAACCGAGCCAGCGUCAGGCGGCCCGGGCCCUGCUACUUCAUGCCAAGACUUGUUCGGUGCUCUUUUGCGCGAGAGACAUCCAAUUGACAGAAGAAACUCUCCAACAGAUGUAGUCACUUCCCAGAUGAAGAGAUUUAUCCUGGAGCAAGGAUCACGCCGGCCGAAAGGGCCCUACCUGUGGGAUAAAAUCCUCACCGCUUGUUCUCAGAAUCACGAACAGUAUCACAACGAUAUCGGGGCUGUCCACCCGUAA